AUGCACCGAUCUACCAGUGUGCAGCCUUGUAUGCACAGUUUCUGCAGCUCGUGUUUGGGCGGAUGGCUGAAGCGGCCUGGUGACCGCAUCCCCAGGUGUCCAAUUUGCCGACAAGGAGUCGCGGGUGUCGGCAAGAAUCACGCGCUCGACAGCAUGAUAGAGGGGCUCCUGAAGGUGCAUCCUGAUAGACAGCGCUCCAUCGCAGCGAUAUCGGAUUUGGAUAGCCGCGAUCCGCUGCAUGAUUGCGGGUACGACUUGGUGAAGCUUCGUGGGCCAGGCGACGUCGCUGCAGGCUUUGCUCGGGUAGUGGUGGCAGCAGCUGCUGCUGCGGAAGGGAUGGACGCGGACGACGGUUCAGAUUCGGAGCACGACGGUGGCUCCUACUCAGACGAUGAGAAUGAGGAGGAAGCCCGUCCUUGGCAUGCUUGGACUGCGCCAGGUGCCGUGCGACCUCCUUGCGUUAAUUGUGGAACCCCUGCAUGGCAGCCUCUGCGUGCAGCAGUUGAUCGUUGCGUGUCAGCACCAGUACCUGCCGCAGCUCUCAUGAAGUCAGCGCUGGCGAGCAAUAGCUUUGAGCAAGAGAUCCUGCAGGAAUGGCUCCACAGCAAAGGGCUGAGCCUUCAGCAGGCAGACCGUGUCUGCAUCACAAACUCCAGCUUGCUCGUGCGUGCUUAUGCAUGCAUCUGUAUCUAUCUGCAUCUCUCCACUCUUCAAAGCUGA
Molecule: messenger RNA, 720 nt
Organism: Symbiodinium pilosum
Lineage: Eukaryota; Dinophyceae; Suessiales; Symbiodiniaceae
Source: the annotation of a GenBank genome assembly